AAAUGAAUCUCAAUAAAAUCAAGUUUUCAAUGAAAAACGAGUCUUAGAAUAUUUAAAUAUCUAAAUAUAGCCAUGUCCAGUGCUGCUGGAAGCGUAGCGGAAUUCGACAGAGACCACCUCCUAAAUUCCAUAAAGAAUUUGAUCGAAGAAAUUAGAUUGUUGAAAGUCGAAAAUGAACUAAAUGAAAGAUUUCUACGAAAAAACGACGUGGAAUUGCUAAACGGUAUAUUGGCAUCCACACAGGACACUGAAAAUCGUAAAACUAAAAUCCAAUUUGCCGAUUCGGUCCAAAAACACCGCACUGAAAACAAUGCUGCCGCCACACCCUCAGCCCAUUCUAGUGAAUAUAGCUUAAUUCUAUCUGAAGCAGAUUCUUCGUUGCGUUCGAGACGUUGUAGUUCUAUCUCAUCGAUGGGCACGCUUCAAAAGAACCGACAGCCGAUGGGUUUAAGUUUAGUCAUAAAAACUGGCAUUUGCGAAAAUGAAUGCGAAGUUGAGCGAGGGGCGUUGAAUAUAUUUGAACAAAAUAUGAGGACACAAUUUACUGAACUCUUGGCCGAGAUGGAAGAAAUCAAAUUGACCAGUCAGGAUGUUUGCUAUGCUCGGGAAAUGUUUAACGACUUUGUUAUUUUAAACGGUACGAAUCCGGUAACUAUGCAAGUGCCACUGGAAAGAUUUCAGAAAUUCAUCCGCAAUUACAACAAAAACGGAACGAUAGCGGUCGAAAAAAUGCGCUUGAAAUGUUUUACUCUCCAAUCGAACUAUGCCGACAAAAAAUUGGAACUGCAACAGAGAAUGGACAUGAGCAGCAUCCUGAGACCGGUCGAUUUUGAGCAACUCAAAAUCGACAUUAGAAGUCUAAGCACCGCUCUGGAGGAAAAGACCGCAACUAUGCUGCGCUUGAAAAGUAUUAACGGUAAUAGAUCGCUCCAACUGGUGGACGAACGACGUCAAUUGGCGACAUUGGAAGAUCAUUUGCACGGAUACAAGGAAAAGUGUAAAUCGUAUCGUCGUGAAACGGAACAAAUGUGCGGAAAAAUUCUGAAAAUCGAAAACGAUAUCAAAUAUUGGAAGAAUUUGGUCGACGAAUUGAACGAUAAGAUACGAUGCUAUGUUGCACCGACGUUCGAAGAUUAUUUUCAGUUAAAAAUCGAAUUGAGAAAUAUGCGCAAGGAGGAGUACCGCUUGCAACGGAAAAAGAACAUCGCUCUAAUCAAACUCAAAAAUUUUAACCAUAAAUUGCGGAUCGCGAAUAUCACAAAUUGAGAUGUUAACCGACUCACCUUUUGCUCUUUAGUCUCUAGUAAAAAAAUUUCUUGUUCGAUCAUUGCGUUUUCACAGAGAUGCGGAACGUUAAAUAAAACUCUCAAAGCUAAUUU
Molecule: messenger RNA, 1379 nt
Organism: Bradysia coprophila
Lineage: Eukaryota; Metazoa; Arthropoda; Insecta; Diptera; Sciaridae
Product: cilia- and flagella-associated protein 263
Biological process (GO): cilium assembly
Cellular component (GO): ciliary basal body; axoneme
Source: RefSeq, a predicted model, not a curated record